AAAUUGAUGUCAUUCGUUUUGACGAUUUCGUACGAAGAAUUAAAUAUCAUUUUAUUAACUUCUUCUGACUUCAACCAUGGGCAAAUUCAAAGUAUAUCUUUUGGUUUUUUUAUUAAUCACAGGAUCAAGAUUGAAUACGUCUGCACGUGCAGCGUUAUGUGAUCCAAUGAUUAAACCUUGUUUGACAGGUAGUUGUAUGCCAUGCGAUUUUAAAAAAGAACAAUCGAUUGAUGAAGACGACUGUAUGAAUCCGAAUGGAUGCCCGGAAGUCACCAAAAUAAAACUCGAACCACCGUCCUCGGACCUCCUAAUGCGCCAACCACUACUCUUCUCUAAUCAGAUGACUACGUGCUUGUUUUAUUUCUGGAAUAUGUGUCCAUUUUAUUGGAAUACGUUAAUGAAUACUGCAUAUCCACAAGAAGAGUAAUGAAGAUAUAUUACUGUCUGUUGUCAUUCCUACCUAAAAGAGCAAAAUCUAUUUAUUUUAUUUAUCUUUUUCUUUUUAACAACGGGAUAAAAAUUAAAAAUUAUA
Messenger RNA from Melanaphis sacchari, 532 nucleotides. RefSeq lists its product as uncharacterized. Lineage: Eukaryota; Metazoa; Arthropoda; Insecta; Hemiptera; Aphididae. The record is from RefSeq and is a predicted model, not a curated record. Bases 77 to 427 code for a protein of 116 amino acids. The transcript is spliced from 3 exons.